Molecule: messenger RNA, 498 nt
Organism: Trametes versicolor FP-101664 SS1
Lineage: Eukaryota; Fungi; Basidiomycota; Agaricomycetes; Polyporales; Polyporaceae
Exons: 2
Coding region: 1-498 (165 amino acids)
Source: RefSeq, a predicted model, not a curated record
AUGGACGAGUCAGGAGUUGAGGUUGUGACGAGUGGGGCUAUAGAUCCACUCACCAAAAAUGAGGACGGCCGCGCAGUUGGCGGCACAGGUGUUGUGAUGCGGCCGGAGACUCGCAAGGUCCUUGUGACACAUGCACCCUUGUACUGGCCUGAUGAGGUCAAAGUGUACUUACAUGGGGCUUGUGACGAGCAGAUGAAGGCGCACCUCGCGGAGCUGGAUGUCUACGUUGAGGAGUACCGCAUUGAGAACGAUAAGAAGACCAAGGGUGGGGUGCACUUACCUUGGUGUUGCGGCGAGGACCGCCAGGACUCAGAGUUGCCAUCUCUCCAGGGAGCCACCAUCAACUGCUUACUCAUGCCACGCUGCAUGAUUUGUCCGGAAUGGCUGGCUAGCGAGAAGGGGAAGAAGCAGGACGACAAUGAUCCAGACAUGGACAUGGAGGCACAGGAAGGUAGAUGUGCAGCAAGGAGGAAACGAGCAGGUGCAGCAGCAAGAUGA